AUGGCGAAGCUGCUGCUUGGUGAAGACAUGUCAGGUUCUGGUGAAGGAGUUUGUCCUGCUUUAGCCAUCUCAAACGCUGUUACCAAUUUCUAUGAGCCGUUACAUAGUGAGAAGAAAACCAUGUGGAUAAGAGAAAUAGAAGUUCUUCUCUCUGUUAGUGAUCACAUUGUUGAAUUGGUGCCUUCCUUUCAGAACAUCCCCGAUGGAAGCAAGAUUGAGUGUGUUUUGUUUCUUGAUGUCCUUAGGUUAAAGGAGACCUAUCCUUGCGGACUAUCGUCUGUUUGGAAGCAAGCUUGUAACGGGGGAACGAUCUUUGUUGUUCUCUCUCUCACCACGUUACUUGAUCGAUCAGCGCAGUGGUUCUUAUCUGAUCUCCUUUGUGAUCGUGGGAGGCCUGCUCUUCUGUUUCUCGUGUGA
Messenger RNA from Eruca vesicaria subsp. sativa (arugula), 417 nucleotides. The record is from the annotation of a GenBank genome assembly. NCBI's taxonomy places the organism in Eukaryota, Viridiplantae, Streptophyta, Magnoliopsida, Brassicales, Brassicaceae.